Molecule: messenger RNA, 2735 nt
Organism: Branchiostoma floridae (Florida lancelet)
Lineage: Eukaryota; Metazoa; Chordata; Leptocardii; Amphioxiformes; Branchiostomatidae
Product: deubiquitinase DESI2-like
Exons: 5
Coding region: 413-928 (171 amino acids)
Biological process (GO): protein deubiquitination
Molecular function (GO): deubiquitinase activity
Source: RefSeq, a predicted model, not a curated record
CGCACAACAUAUUUGCGCACGCGGUGACGUCAUUCAGAACACAACUUAAACGUACUCCUAGAAAAAAGAAAUCGCCAAAGGAAGGAUCUCUGUGCUCAAAGGGGUUGUAUUUGGUGUUUAUUUGUAUUCCAGGAGAAAUUUCAUAUACGGCGGCCCAAUCGGAAAUAUCUCUCAAGGAAUUCGAACCCAAAGCGUAGGCAGGAGAGGUUGGCAGAAACCCGGAAGUGGCGUCUCAGGUGCCGGUGGAGGUGGAAACAUGAAGAGAACUUUUGCUGUCAGAAGGACUUCUGUGCGGUUUUGACGCGUGUGGCAACUGUUGGGGGUGUAAUAUUGAACUGGAACAUACGACUGAACUCUAUAGUGACCCCAGGGAUUUGGUGAAAUCAAGAAGUGGACUGGAAAAAGACGUGGAAUGGAGAAUAUGGCAGGAGUUCCUGUUAUUCUAAAUGUAUACGAUAUGUACUGGAUCAAUGACUACACAUCACCCAUUGGACUGGGAGUCUUUCACACAGGUGUUGAAGUCAACGGCAGAGAAUUUGCCUAUGGUGGACAUCCAUUUCCAUUCACUGGAAUCUUUGAAAUCACCCCAGCUAAUGCUGAAGAACUAGGAGAGACCUUUCGAUUCAGGGAGUCCAUCCACCUAGGAACAACUGACUUCACAGAGGAAGACAUUCACAAGAUCCUGGAGGAGCUUGGGAAGGAGUUCCGGGGAGACAAGUACCACCUGAUGAACAGGAACUGUAAUCACUUCUCAGCGGCCAUAGUACAGAUCUUAGUAGGAAAGGAGAUCCCUUCUUGGAUCAACCGCCUAGCCUAUGUCAGCUCCUGCAUACCGUUCCUCCAAAGAUGCUUGCCCAAGGAAUGGUUGACACCUGCAGCUCUGCAGAACUCCAUCAAGGAACCCGAGCCAGAGAGACCGCAUAUAUAAUAGCUGGGUCGACCCUCAGGUGGCCUGAACUCCUGCCAAAGGAACCCUCCCUUGCAGCUCUCAUUUAGGCAUUCAAAAGAAGUUGGACAGAACCAACAGGGAUGAUUCUUUGUUAGGGUCAGGACAUCAUUUCAGUCCCCAGAAGUCUGCAUUCUAAUUCAGAAAUACAUUUCCUUUCUCAGAUGAACUGGCUGUGCUUCAGAACAGUGUCUGCACCUGCCACUGAUAAACUUCUCACAACCAUGGCUUUAAACUGAUAAUUAAUCAGUGUUACUUCCACAUUUUGAUUUACUACUACUUAUACUAGUCUUUGAAUUCAACUGCUGCCAUUUAUCACAUCUUACUGUGUAAAUUUGGCUGUAACACAAAUCUGUGUAAAUUUGGCUGUAACACAAAUUUCAUAAUUCGAGUUAAUUGGAGGUUUGAGUGAUUGAUUGAAUGGUUUAUAUGAUGAAAAAAGUUGCAUUGUGCAUCUUGGUCAUUACCAUCUAGCUAACAUUGAUAGGUGUCAGCUUGAAGCCUCCGAAGACAUACUUCCAGCCAAAACAUCUUAACCACUCUUUGUAAUUUGAUCAGAAGUUGCGGCAGAAGAUGUAAUUUAAACAUUGUAGCUGAAGUUGUGUUCUUUGUUCUUGCCUCUUAAGAUCAUACCUAUGGCAAGAGUUCAGGCUUACCUCCUACUUUGUAACUAACAACUGGCAAAUUUUCUAAGGUUUGACUCUAAUGACCUCUUACCUCCUCACAGGGUUCAAUAAGUCCACUUAAUAAGGACAUUUCAGGUAGUAACUUAUGACAACACUAAUGUACAAUAAGCGUAAGUCUUCUCUAAGGUCAAGUAGAAUUUCUACCUUUCUCCAAGGGGCUAAUCGGUAUUGUAGCAAGGCUCUUUGUGUUGAUGUUGUUUACAUAACAACUUCGCAAUUUAUGAAAGAGCCAAAACAGACUAUGGGGAAAAAAACUACAUGUAACUGUAAACAAACUGAGAAUUUAAAGACUGUGCUUCUGUUUAUACAAUGCAGUGAAUGGCUAGAAGUCAAGGUUUGCUCCCACCCCAGUUCAUUCAUAUUGAUAAAAAUCAAACUAUCAACUGUAAAUUCAUUUCAAGUUCACAGCACUUAGAUUUCCUGGCAAUGUGAAAAUCAAGAGUUUGGGGUAUGUUUAAGCUUGUUAUUGAAACAGUAACAGUGGAAGGCAAAACAGAAGUUUGUGUGUGGUGAAUGUGCAGUAUGAGGUCACUGCGAAAGCUAUGAAGAACCCAAACAGGGGAUAAUUAAGACUUUCACAGUUUCAGUACAAAGACUGAUCAGCCAAUGAUAAGAAGGAUUUAACCAACACUUUAUCAUAUAAAAAUCCGUACUUUCACAGAUCAUUGGAAAGUAAAUCUCAUGCCAGUCAUACAACACUUGUGGAAGUCAUGCAAGAAUCUUGACAGUAAUUUGUUGGAUAAAAAGAGGGAAAUGAGAGGAUUACUACACAUGUGCUAAGAUCUCUACUGAAGGGAAUGAUUUCUGUCAUUUGUUCAGUUUCCAGAAAUAGAUUGUAUAGCAUCAUUCUAAGUACAAUAUAUUUAUGUCAGGUCUUCUAAGGUACUGUCAGUUACAUGGCUUUUGUAGACAAUCAUGGAGGCAACAUUGUAAGUUUAUGUAUGUGUAUUAUUUAUUCAUGUGUCUACUCUAAGUAUCAAUAGGGCUCUUUCAGUCAUAAAAGAAAGGGUUUUGUGUUUUUCUUGUUUGCUGAUUUCUUUCCUAGAUCACUCUAAGAAAAAUCAAUAAUGUGAAGACCAGAAACAUGUUAAUAGACUCUUUUG